Molecule: messenger RNA, 1065 nt
Organism: Arthroderma uncinatum
Lineage: Eukaryota; Fungi; Ascomycota; Eurotiomycetes; Onygenales; Arthrodermataceae
Exons: 7
Coding region: 1-1065 (354 amino acids)
Molecular function (GO): metallopeptidase activity
Source: RefSeq, a predicted model, not a curated record
AUGCAGGCUCGAUGUCGAUGUAGCGGCGGCAGACAGCGUAUGUUCGAUGGGCCCCAGGCGAAUGUAAAACAUUCUGCAGCGCCAUAUAGCACUCCUCUCAUCCGUCUUUCAUCUCUCUCUAUCGCCGCCGUCGUCAAUAACACGCUCGCUGAAGACCAGGCGCGGGCGAGCUCUCAGCGAAGUGACAGACCGCCAUCCAACGCGCAACUGUCCUGCGAAUAUGUACAAGCUCGCGCAGCGCUUAUUCGACUGAAAGAUCUUCAUACUAUUCUCAAAUGGGAGCCCAAUGGAAAGACUAAUAUUGGUGGGCAUGACCGAGCUGCUCUUGAGACCUUUGAAUCCAUAUACGGCCAAGUAUAUUGGGGCAGAGGGAGGAGUGAGAAUUCGGCCCGCACGGAGAACUUCCUGAGGAGCGCAACUGAGCGGAACCCGGAUAUUGAUAUAUGGUGUAGUGAAGAUUUCUUCACCAAGGAAUACCCAAAGGAUAUCGAAGUGAUUGACAAGGAGGACUGGUGGGAUAGUCGUCCUGCCGAAAGAGGCGGCCAAGUACUAGUCGAAAAUAGGUGGGUUGGGUGUAAUGAUGACUAUGCCUACUCGAGAAACGUAGAACUGGACGAUGGGAAGACAAUAACGGUUCUGGUGCUCUGCCCGCCUUCAUUUGAGGAAUGGAGUAACAGCCAGUUUAGUGGUCCCCUUGCAGAUAUCCGAGCAAUGGAUAUGAAAAAGGAUACCCCCCUGGACAAAAUUACUGAGAAUAACAUAGCUGGCACCCUUCUUCAUGAGUUCUCUCACGCGGAAACACUUCUGUCAGGGCUAGAAACAGUGGACGUAAAUAAUUCCGAGGGGAAUAGUUACGGCUGGGAGGCAAUUACGCUGCUUGCAAAGGAGACCAGAGAUGGUGCUUUGGACAACGGUGACAGCUAUAUGUUCAUACUCAUGGCACUGUACCUCGACAAAAAUAACUGGUAUAGUGGAAUAGCUCAAGAAGUGCCACCUCUCGCUCAUGGCGUCCUGGAAGAGGAAGAGGAUGGGAACCCUAAGCAUGAGCCCACGAACGAUAGCUGA